AUGGGGCAGUCGGAGAGCCGGGCUCCCCCGGUCGUGCUGGUGCAGUGGGCGCCCCCGUCUCCCCCGGCCCCGCUGGACCUGACCCCGCUGCCGGACGAGCUCCUGGCGCGGAUCCUGAGCUGGGUCCCGGGCCGCGCCCUGGUGACCCGCUGCCGGCUGGUGUGUCGCCGCUGGCGGGACCUCAUCGACGGGCCCACGGUCUGGCGGCUGCAGGGCGAGAGGCGCCCGGGCUUGCGGGCCACCCUGGCGGCCGCCCGCUACUGGCUCCCGUCGCAGUGGAGCCGGAUCUGCCUCCUGGAGCCCUUCGGGCGCAACCUGCUCCGGAACCCCUGCGGGCAGG
Messenger RNA from Terrapene triunguis (Three-toed box turtle), 340 nucleotides. RefSeq names its product F-box only protein 17-like. The transcript has a single exon. Gene Ontology annotation, molecular function: protein binding; ubiquitin protein ligase activity. The record is from RefSeq and is a predicted model, not a curated record. NCBI's taxonomy places the organism in Eukaryota, Metazoa, Chordata, Testudines, Emydidae. Gene Ontology annotation, cellular component: SCF ubiquitin ligase complex; cytoplasm. The annotation marks the transcript as partial. Gene Ontology annotation, biological process: glycoprotein catabolic process; SCF-dependent proteasomal ubiquitin-dependent protein catabolic process.